GACCCUGUAGACAAGGUGAGCGUCUCUGCCGACCCCUUUCUCCCCCGCGGUCUGGCUCAGCCUGGGCUUAUGUAAAGAGGUCGUGGCUGCUUCUCCGCCGGGAGCACGCGGAUUCCCGCACAGCGGUGUGCGGACUGGGUAAGGACAGAGCGCCUGUCCCCCGCUCCCAAAGCCGCCGGGCGGGGGCUCCCGGCUCACUGGUGAUGCGCUGUCUGCGCCUCGCGCGGCGCUGCUCGGCCUGGCUGGGGCCUGGCGUGGACGCCGCGGGACCGCUGAGUCUUGACGAACCGUGAAGCCCUGGCCCGCGUCGGGGCCCUUGCCCGGGUCGGGCGGGAGCUGGCGCACUAGAGGGAGAUGUAGGUGGCGAGAGGGGGCGUGGAGUAGCCGGAGCCUUUCCCACUACCCCACGGCUUGCACCUCCCCCAGCGCCCUGGCGCUCCGCGUGCGCUGGGGCGCGGCAGGCGGGGCUCCGGGGGCUGCCAUGGAGGUGCCCAACGUCAAGGACUUCCAGUGGAAGCGCCUGGCGCCACUGCCCAGCUGCCGGGUCUACUGCUCCCUGCUGGAGAGCGGGGGGCAGGUCUAUGCCAUCGGGGGAUGUGAUGACAACGGAGUCCCCAUGGACUGCUUUGAGGUCUACUCUCCCGAUGCUGACCAGUGGACCGCCCUGCCCUCGCUGCCCACAGCCCGGGCUGGGGUGGCUGUCACUGCCCUGGGGAAGAGGAUCAUGGUGAUUGGGGGUGUGGGCACCAAUCAGCUGCCCCUGAAGGUCGUGGAGAUGUACAACAUCGAUGAGGGCAAGUGGAAGAAGAGGAGUGUGCUGCGUGAGGCCGCUAUGGGCAUUUCGGUCACGGCCAAAGAUUACCGAGUGUAUGCAGCAGGCGGGAUGGGUCUGGACCUCCGUCCGCACAACCACCUUCAACACUAUGACAUGCUCAAGGACAUGUGGGUGUCGCUUGCACCCAUGCCCACCCCGAGAUAUGCUGCCACCUCCUUCCUCCGAGGUUCCAAGAUCUAUGUUCUGGGAGGACGGCAGUCCAAGUAUGCGGUCAACGCCUUCGAGGUCUUUGACAUCGAGACUCGCACCUGGACCAAGUUCCCCAAUAUUCCCUGUAAGCGGGCCUUCUCCAGCUUCGUGACCCUGGACGACCACUUGUAUAGCUUGGGAGGCCUGCGGCAGGGUCGGCUCUACCGGCAGCCCAAGUUCCUCCGGACGAUGGACAUGUUUGACAUGGAACAGGGGGGAUGGCUGAAGAUGGACCGUUCCUUCUUCCUCAAGAAGCGGCGGGCAGAUUUUGUGGCUGGUUCUCUGAGUGGACGGGUCAUAGUGGCCGGAGGACUUGGGAACCAACCAACUGUCCUGGAGACGGCAGAGGCGUUCCACCCAGGGAAGAACAAGUGGGAGGUCCUCCCAGCCAUGCCCACGCCCCGCUGUGCCUGCUCCAGUAUUGUCAUCAAGAACUGCCUCUUGGCUGUGGGGGGCGUCAACCAGGGUCUGAGCGAUGCAGUAGAAGCACUGUGUGUCUCUGACUCCUAGCUGUCCCCUGGCCCAGCGCUUUUGCCCUGGACCGGAUCACUCAACUCUUGAUAAGAGAAAUGGUCUUGUCAAAGUAGUUUGGGCUACUUUACUUCCCAGAUGCCAGCUCCUGUCAGCAGCCAGUGGGUCUAGGCCCUGGGGCUCUAAGUGACCUCCCCUCACAUCCUAACCCUACCAAUCCUAGGAAACUGUAAGAAGUCCGGAUGACUCCACCAGCCCCUGGUCAGAGCUCAGCUGACCUCUAGGGACAGUUCUCACUUACUGCUCAGGCAGAAAAAGGCACAGGAGUAUCUGCUACCUCCCCCUCUGUGAGUCCUACCUCUCCCCGUCUUCAGGGUAGGAGUUAGGGCAGUUCUGACCCAGAGGAUGAGCUGCUGCCACUCUCUUCCCAGCUCACAACUAGUUUGAGGGUCUCUCAGGAUGAAAAAUGGAGAAGGGUUGCAGGGGGUCCCAAGCGCCUCUUCUCUCCCUUGGUCUACAUCCCUUCCCCAUUUGGUGGUCAACUGUGGGCCCGCCCUGGACCUCAUCUACUCAGCAAGAAUUGGCCUUAGAGCUAGAGGCCGCUGAGUUGUAAAAGAAGCCCUGGACUGGUCCAGGUGAGCAGCCUUGGCCAGGAAGGACCCAU
Messenger RNA from Rhinolophus ferrumequinum (greater horseshoe bat), 2159 nucleotides. RefSeq names its product kelch domain containing 8A (gene KLHDC8A). The record is from RefSeq and is a predicted model, not a curated record. The transcript is spliced from 7 exons. Bases 482 to 1534 code for a protein of 350 amino acids. Gene Ontology annotation, molecular function: protein binding. Lineage: Eukaryota; Metazoa; Chordata; Mammalia; Chiroptera; Rhinolophidae.